UUUUGAGCCAAUGUGUAUUUUGCUCUUUUCACCCAAGAAGAGAUUAUUUAGGGCUAUAAAACACUGCUGUUCUUCAAGCUUCACAUUUCACAUUUAUAAUUCUGAUGUUUUUGUAAUAUUUCUGAGCUAGGCAUUUCUUUAUCCUGUGCAGCCACCCUUUUUGAACUCAGAACUUCUAUUCUGCAUUUUAGCCAGAAAAAUAUCAGUACUGCAGAAUUUUAAAAACACCAGAAAACUACAGAAAAAAAAAAAAAAAGUAACAGAAAAGGGCUGUACUGUGUAAACUUAUAUUAAUAUUUAAUAAGCUAAGCAUCUGAAUGCUCAUCUGCAUGUAGAAUCCAGUAAUAAUUAAAAUAAUUUUCCAGCUAAAGCCUUGAAAAUCUUUCAUGUGGUCAACUCUAGUACUUGGAAUAGGAGCAGCAGGCCAAGUCAUGAAUUUGUAAACCCUUGUUAAUAUUUUUACACCCUUGCACGUAAUUUAGCUGCUUUGGAACUGAUUAAAGCUAGCAAUAAAUGGCCUGGCAGUUUUCCCAUAAUCUUUCAAUCGCUGGUAAUAGACAAAGCGACCUGGGUACGAAAUCGGUAAUUGCAAGAAUUUCAGUUUGAGUGCAACAAAACUCGUGCUGCUCCAUGGCUCAGCGAAUGGCACUCGUAGGAAGUGUCGGAUGGGUGCUUCGGGAGGGUUUGUGGCCAGGGGAGAGUUAACGGGCUGUGGAGGAAAUGUGUCACUGCAGGGCAAGAAGCUGGCUCCGCUGUAGAGCGUGCACUAGCGGGAGGGUGGAAGAGGGAAGCAGCGAGCAGCCGUGCUCCUCAUGCUCCAUCCCUGCUCUGCUCCAGAGAGCACCAUGAGAAAUGAGAUUGACCUGCUGGCCGCUGUCACGGUGCUGGGAGUCCUGGAGCAAGCCUAUUUUACGCUGCAAGUGAUCUAUGCUCGGCGGAAGUACAAGGUCUCUCCUCCUGAGACAACAGGUCACCCUGAAUUCGAGCGGAUCUUCAGGGCUCAGGUGAAUUGCUCCGAGUACUUCCCCAUCUUCAUCUCACUCCUCUGGGUUGCUGGGAUCUUCUUCCAUCAAGGGCUCGCAGCAGUCUGUGGGAUGCUGUACCUCUACACACGAUUCCGCUACUUCCAAGGCUAUGCGUUGGCCGCGCAGGGACGGUUGGGGCCACUCUAUGCCAGUGCCCGGCUGCUGUGGCUCCUGGUGGGCCUGGCGGUGGCUGGGCUCCUGGCACAUUUCCUGCUGCCUCCGUCCUCCCCGUGGGCACUGGCAUGGCCUCUCCAGCUGCUCAAUGCCUGGUGAGAGAGGCCUCAGCUCCCCCGGGCCCCCCAUCCUGCUCUGUGCCUUGAACUGCCUUCGAUUCAUGAACCAGCCUACACCCUGUCAUCACUCCUCACCGCUGCUGUGGUCAUCCCUGUCAGAGUGUGUCAUGCCAUGGAGAUACAAAGAAUAAAUGCCUUUUCUCUACAGAAAUCAUUUGUGAUCCUCAAACUUGCUUGAGGGGGGACUGGGUGUGAGAACAUCAGAGGUUUAUGGGCAGGGGGUUGUAUGGGAAAAGCUACUGUGAAUAAAACUAAUUGGAAAAUGUGCGUAAACUUGUCUAAAACCUCACCACAACUGAAGGGAAAAAAAGCCUUACAUUAAUCUAAAGGGCUUGCCCCUGACUUGAAUGAUCUUGCCUUGCCAGCCACUGGUCCUGGACAGGACACAGGCCCAGAGCCUCCCCCUGCGAGUGACUCUCA
Molecule: messenger RNA, 1738 nt
Organism: Oxyura jamaicensis (ruddy duck)
Lineage: Eukaryota; Metazoa; Chordata; Aves; Anseriformes; Anatidae
Product: leukotriene C4 synthase-like
Exons: 5
Coding region: 813-1298 (161 amino acids)
Biological process (GO): leukotriene biosynthetic process
Cellular component (GO): nuclear envelope; endoplasmic reticulum; membrane
Molecular function (GO): glutathione transferase activity; glutathione peroxidase activity; leukotriene-C4 synthase activity
Source: RefSeq, a predicted model, not a curated record